AUGUCUGACCACGAGUACAUGUCACCCCAGGAAGACCAGCUCAGUCACAUCCACCACCCCGAGGACACACCCACCGAGCAACAAGACGCCAUUGACCAGCCCACCCCGCCAGCCGGGCUCAUCAAUCUCUACAUCGCCCGCUUCGAUGACCCGUGCGACUGGGCCCUCUGCAUGGAACAGGACGGCACCACCACGAUGGUCUACCCCCGCAACGGCGAGAAAUACUGGCAGCGUACCCUCCACUCGGAGGCGCAGACGAUCGGAACCGACGCGCAGCUGAUCCGGGUCGCCAGUGAUGUGCCGAAGGAGCAUGCUCGCUCGCUGGCGGGCACCGUGAAACACGUCCUCACCGACCCGCAGUGCCGAAGCCCAACCAGUGCGUUAUUUCAGCUCAUGGUGGUGCUCGGCAGGUUGGAGGUGAAUGCGGUCAUCCCCCUAAACAACGCCUUCUGGUUACUCACCGACGCAUAUGGUAUCCCGGGGAAGGAGCUCCAGUCGAAGUAUUGCACGAGCCAGAGUUCUGAUGGCCCGUCCCAGGACUCCGGGCAUGAGGAUCAGCCCGAGGGAUCUCCGACGCCUCUGCGGGAGCUGUUUCCCGAGGCGGAGGACGAGUGCCAGGACGCAGAGAUUGCUGCUCCGCCCGAUUGGGAGGAUCUUGCUCUCAUUGUGGAGAAGACGUUGGACAUGCUUGAGCUCUGUGGUUAUGAGACGGAUGAGAGUGGAAGUGUGUUGGAGUAUAGUGCUCCCUGA
Aspergillus saccharolyticus JOP 1030-1 is the source of this 750-nucleotide messenger RNA. RefSeq lists its product as uncharacterized. The record is from RefSeq and is a predicted model, not a curated record. The coding region runs from base 1 to 750 and encodes 249 amino acids. Lineage: Eukaryota; Fungi; Ascomycota; Eurotiomycetes; Eurotiales; Aspergillaceae. The transcript has a single exon.